AGCGGUGCGUGUGCGCAGCGUCGUCAGUCUAGCGCCGCCAGCGCCCCACAGCGGACCUCUCAUAAACUGCACUUUCACAACGGUACAACCGCCAAUGAAAUGGCGUUCUAAAUACGAAAUAGUGCCAAAAAUAGUGAAGUGAUUUUUUUUCGAACAACAUUUUUUUUUAAUACACAUGAAUUUAUAGUGCUGUGAAUAUGCUGCAGCCCAGGUUAUAUUGUGAAAGCUUCAGGAUGCCUUUCAGGAGUUCGAUCUUGUUCGUCGCGUUAUUGUUAAGCUCCACUCUAGUAACAUGUCAAGAAAUAAAUCAAGAUGAACAAAUAGAAUCUUCCAGAAUAAAACGAGAAGGCGUCCCCGAAAACCGGGACUUAACCGUCCUCCUCGUUAACCAGAAGAGGAACGACUAUAACACGAAGGUCGGGAGGUACCACAGUGUCAAACCACUCAUCGGCUUACUGACAUCGACAGCGAGGACGUUCAUCCAAGAUGGUGUCACCACGGAGUACGCCACCCAGAUCCUGGGCACCACCUUAGAUAACGGCCGCAUAUACGCACAGCUACUGACGAAGUCUUCACUCGUACUUUAUAAUAAGCCAACCAAUGUAGAAGACCCGGUUAUUGUUAAACCGACUCGGGCUCAUUCCGCUUUCGAUGGCGAGUGGAACGUCAAGCAAGAUUUAGGCUUCAUUGACCCUGAGAAGUUUGUACUCAAAAACACUGACUAUCUAGCACCUAGCAGUAAAAUGGAAAUAGUAUAUGCUAGCAAACCAGCACAAGAAAGUUUUAAAUUCUGGAAUCCCACUGCUCCUGAAAGUCAGGCUGAUAAUCAAAUAUAUGAAGAGCCUGUAGGACGCAGAGUGCAACCUGUAAAAGAAAUACCGCGUUACGUUCAAAAUGAAGUCCUAAAUUACCUUGACGGUCCAACCAUUGAGAACGAUAAAAAGUUUGAAUUUGUAGUAGAGCCAUCCGUUGUUGAAAAUGUAAAUACAUUCAGACAAAGUAAGGCAUACGAACCGAUCCCAGAACCAAUUAAAGAAGAACCGCGUCCAAAACCGGACGUUUUAGACGAAGCAAACGUAGUUAAGGUUAAACCAAAUUACGAUUUACCGACGUUCACGAUUAAGAACGAAUUCUCGCCGAUAUUUUAUUAUAUAGAUAAUGUCGAGUCUCGUCGUCCUCAGCAGCAGGCGGCGCAGCAAACGAAAUUACCUAAAAAGUUGUUUGGGCAAAAAAGUGAACCCAGACCUAAGAAAACAUUCACUUACGCUGGCUUCGCUGAUUUCACGACUGUCGUAGGUGACACCGUCAUUAUAUUUAGUCCUAACACCGAAACAAGUCGACCCCAAAAUCCUGACGAAGUUAAUGUUUUCCCAUCCGCUAACCGAAUUGACAAACUCUCUACCAAAAUCACUUUCCUUGCCGCUGACAUUCCCGUAGCUUCAUCUACUUUCAAGGCUCAUGAGGCACCAGCUACAACUAGAAUUACUGGCCCAGCUGUUGUUGAUGAGAACAGGUCCGAGAAGGCUCUCUUUAAUGACGAGGAAAGUCUUAAAAAGGUUCUGUAUGAAGUUGAUGAUAAGGUACCAGACUCUAUAAGCGUUCAAUAUAACAAUGGCUUUGAUUUGAAUGUGGAUGUCAUUCAACCAUCUGAACCGCCUGUAACUACAACAGAAAGUACUCGUGUUACAGAAGAUUUAGGCGUCAUACCUAUCAACGAUUACAAUUCACAAGCUACUGAACCACUAGUAACAUUGUCCCCAUCCUCAACUAUACUUGAAGCGCCCACAGAGUCGCCAGUUACUGAAAGCGAUAUGACUGAAUUGUUCACGAAUUCAGAGGAAGAAUCUGAAAACACAGCUGCUGAAGUGACUGAAAAACCAGAAGAAGAAGAGGAGGAAGAAGAAGAAGUGACCACUGAAAUGCCGCAAGAAUUUAUGACUACCACAGAAAGUGGACACAGUGAAGAAUCCUCUGAGGAAUUUGAAACGACGACUGAGUCCAAAUUUACAGUACCUGACAUGGAUGAAUUCACGCAAGAAGAUUCUCACGAGGACACAAACGAAGACACUCAAGAAGUAGUUUGUACUGAAGGCCUGGAAACACAGUCAACCAUGACUACAGCUUACAAAACGUUGACAUAUCUGACAACUUAUUUCAUCCCACUAGAAAGUACUGAAACAACUACGUCUAUCAAAUCAGACGUUGUUGUUGAAAGUAACAUUGGCUAUCUAACAAAUGUUGUAUGUAGAACCAACCUUAACAUUGAACCUACUGCCGUAGUAAAUGUUGAAGUUAAUUACUCCUCUGAGACUAAACUAAAGGUUCCAGAACCAAUACCUGAAGAACCUGAUAGGCCACCCGUGGAACCAGAAAUUAUAACUGAAGCUCCUAAAACUACACCGCAACAACAAGAAGAAGUACAGACUACAUUGACCACUGUUCACGAAGAACACAGUACAACUGUUGAGGAAAAUCAACAAGUAGAAACUGAGGAGACUGUUGAAGAGAAAGAACCAACAACCACAACUACCACUACUACCACUGAAAGAACGACAACAACUCAAGGUCACGUAGAAGUAUCAGUUAGCACUGAACAAACAACUACUACUACAGAAAAAGCAACUACCCAACAACAAGAAGAAGAUAUUGAAAAUGAAAUUGAUGUAAUUUACAAGACACUUUACACAACAUACACAUACUUUACUACAUUCUUUGGUGACCAAACUUCAAGUGUUGCUAGUCAUAAAUCAGUUGUUACAAACAUUAUUACAUCGACAAUCGAUCUUUCUAAAAUGGAUCCAUCACUAUUAGGAGCGUUCAAUGAAGAUGAGAUUGCACCAACCAGUGUGGGUAUUGGCAGACCGACAGAAACAUUUGCGAUAAACAGUAUCAUCGAUCUUGUUAAGAAUAAAGAUGUCAUCGAGUCAGUCGAAGUAGAUGAUAUUUAUAGUUCUCAAACACCCACACCGUCAUUAGGCGACGAUGUUGUUGCAAGCAUUAAGCCCGAUGCAGUAAAGACUUAUUACACAACUUAUACAUUCUUUACAACGAUUUAUGUUGGCACUGACGCUAAUGUAUGCAGCCGAAAUGAAGUUUAUACAAAUUACGUUGGACCUGAUGAAUUGAUUCCCACCAAAGCUAAUCCAUUAAACAUGGAGAAUACUAGAGCUCAAUUUGACUUCAGAAACUGCAAACAAGUUAAAAUGGCGAGGCCACCUACAGAGGAAGAAACCUCGUCUAUGGAAACCAGUGUUAGUAUGGAGGAAGAUAAGAACCAAUCUUCUGGAGAAACCAAAUCCGAAGCUACGCCAGAUCCAAGUCCAAUCGAAGUUGAUAUGUUGUUCAGUGUAGAAUCAAAUCCUUUAGAAUCCGAAAAUUCUUUCGUGACUGAUGUGAAAUCAUCGUCAUCAAAAGGAGAAAGGAAGUUCCUUGAUAGUAACAACAUAAUAUUGGAUGAUCAGAUCAGCUCGGAAAGUAACAUAGAGGAAAUUUUGCCUUCACCCACACUACUAUUGCAAACAAGUUACACUACCUUUACAUAUUUCACUACAAUGUAUAUUGGAAAAGACUCCAGCAAAGUAAAGAGUCGCCUAGAGACUAUAACAAAUGUUGUUACUGAAACAAUAAUGCCUAACAAGGAACCUGAAGAAGAAAGUAAUCUACCAAUCACAUAUUACACAACAUUUACUUAUUGGACAACUCUCUACAAAGAUAAGUCUACAACGAUCACAAGUCGAGAGGAAAUAGUUUCUAAUGUUAUUACGCCUGUUGCUCAAUCCGUGGCUACUAUAAGCCCUAUUGACACAACACCCAUUGAUGUCGAGCCCGUACUGCCUCCUAAAGAACUAGAAGUAGAAUUAAAACCUUCUGCAGUAUCAGAUAAUCUUGAACCAGAUGAUGGCAAAGCUACUUUCUACACAACAUACACAUAUUUCACUACUUUCUAUGCAGGCAACACAUCUCAAAUCAGAAGUAGUCUGGAAACUGUAACAAAUAUUAUUGACAACACCAAGCUAGUUGAAGACAAUCAGUUAGGCAGAAAAGUACCUGUAGGUGCUGCUGACCAAAACUUAAUACAAGAUAAUGGUGAGAAGCCACACAUAGCUCCGACUUUAGUUAAAGAAGAAAUAAUACCUACAAAACUUCCUGAUGCUUCUUCAGCGCCACCAACAGUACUUCUAGGCACUUAUAUUGAUAACUUGUUUGCUGAAGUUAAACCUGAAGACAAACCAUCUACCGCAGCUCCUGAAGGAGAGAAAAAGAUACUGUUCUCUCAAGUGGCUGUUAUAUCUGGGGACUCCACUGUUGUAACAAGUGAUAACAAAUCAUUAAACGUUGAAACGACUACAGCUGGAAAUGUAUCUUCCACUACAGAAAGUAACAUAAUCAGUCCUACUCCUGAAGUAAUCGAGAGCUCAGUCGCGGAACCCGACCCUACUACUGAAUCCACAAAUGAAUCGGAAGAAGAAGAAGAAGAUGAUAGUACAAAUACGAGGAAAAAAUCACGUCUUACAUUCACUCCGAAAAAACCAUCAACUACACCUGUAAUUAUACCAUUUGCUUCACGUAAUCGACCGACAUUUAUUCCAAAACGUGUGCCAUUGUCUAGUGGAGCUACAACCAUAACUCGUGCAGACUUUACCCCACCUGUUAUAACUGCUACUCCAAGUUUGAAAUCUGUGAAAACGUCAGGAUAUAGUGGAGGUAGAAAACAGUCCGCUUACCCUGGCUCUGCAAACGCUGGAAAGAGAUUCCCGGGACGUAGUAGUGCCAAUAACCCAUCAGCUAAUGUACCAUCAGCAUCAAGAUCAGGAGGAUUUGGAGGAAGGGGAAGCAUUCAACCUACUUCAAGAAGAACUGGUUUCAGAUCAAGUUCAGCCAGAUCGAACAGCUUAGAUUAUAUAAGCAGAUCAGCUGUGCCAAGAAUCAGACCAACUGCUUCUUCAAGGCUUCCACCUGGCAGAAGCAUAAGACCAACUGCAUCAAUAACAUUCCCUCCUGACCAAAACGAUGAAACCUUUGCGACACAACAAGAAGAAAAUGCAACAGAAGCUUUAGAAGAGAUUACUGAAUCACCAGUAAGAACUACAAACAACCCUCUUCUAAGGUUUAGAAGACCACCCGUACCUAGACAACCUGGUACUGCUAUUACUCCAAGGUCAACUACAGCGUCUUCAAGACGAGCUGUUACCCCUCGCGGUAGACUAACCACAACAACAAGGAGAACCACAACCAGAACUACCGCCAGUCCUUUAUUAUCGUUACGUAGACAGAGACCAAACGCAUUAUUCCCGAGAAGGAAUUUGUUCAGACAACCCGAACCUGAACCUGAAGAAGAAAUCAAGGAAGACGAACAGAAGGUAGAAGACAGCGAAGAAUUAUUAGAAGAAGAAGAAUUUGAGGAAGAUAAUGAUUAUGACUCAUCAGACAGAAAGGAACGUCAAGUGGCACAACCACCGUCCACUGCUGCUCCUAAGAGAAACAUAGUACAAAUACGGCCAUUUGCUUUCAGAAGACGUACAAAACGUCAAGUUGAUUACGGCAGUAGAAAGUAUAACAACUUCCGAAGACCAGGCACUGCUAAGACUACAACUACUCGACGCCCUGAACCUGAAACCGAGGAACCAACUACUCAAAAAGUAAGGCCCGGUAACAGGUAUAGCGGGCGCACAUCUAGCACUAGAACUACUACUGCUGCAGCUCCUAAAUCUGGUGCACGACAACCAUUCAUUAUCCGCGGAGAAACCAGAACUACUACGACGGCAGCAACACCAGCAUAUAGAAGAGGAAAGUCGUCAUCGCGACCCUCGUCAAGGACAACGACAUCAUCUUCAAGGCCAAAACCACCGAAACCUCCGAAGGCUCCCAGACUGACGAAGCCCUCAUCAGGGUCUAGAACUAGUACCUCUCGUAGCUCUGGAAGUUCAAGAUCGCGAACACGUACUACCACUAGCAGAGCUUCAAGCAGGCAAAGGAGUUCUUUCGAAAACAUCAGCGGCGAACGCUUCAACGCUAAAAAUAUUCUAAACGAUGGAAAGAUCACCAUUACUCAUCAAAUACCUACUGAAGUGACAGUGCCUAUUGUGAACGGAAAAAUUACUGAGUACAAAAACUUGCUAUCAGCAACACCUAGUCUAGAAACAUUACUACUAAACCAAGUAUCUACUUCAGUCGGACCUUUGGGUAAUCAACAGCUUGUCCUUGCUGCAGAGUCUACCGAGCUGGCUGAUAAUGGAGCCACUAAAAUAAUAAGAUAUGUUCUACACGAAACUCCUACAACAACCGUUAUCUUUACUCCUACAACCAUUCGGGGUCGCAAAACUUCAUUCUCACAUAUUCUUCCUAGCACGGUUUAUAACGUAGAACCUGUUACACAGACUAUUGCACCAGAGAUAAAUUCCAAUGUUCCUUUAGCUAAUCUACUGCUCUCACAACUGUUGUUAGGCAACCAGCAACAAGCGAUCAACCCAUUCCUUGCUCUGCAAGGUCAGGGCUUGUUACCGCAGCAGCCCCAAACUCCAGUUACUGAAUACAAAACACGUACAACAACCUAUGUGACAACUGUAACUGAUGCUAGGGAAACCGUAUUGCCUAUUACGUUUAGAGGUCAAGCUAUAUUAACAACCAUAGUCGACCCCACAACUAACGUUAUUACUGCCACUGAAUUCGUUACUGAUACAGUAGUCACUACUCCCACCGCACUAGCUCAGGCUCCACAGUUAAAUUCUCUAUUACUGCCACUUCUUCUUCAGCAACAACAACAGCAGCAACCGUCUCUUAACCUCCAAACAGCCAAUCCCUUACUAGGUUUAGGUCAAGGUGAUCUUUCUGCUUUAGGUGGUUUAAACAAUUUCAACAAUCUUAAUUUGUCACCAAAUCUGAACCAACAAAACAAUUUGAAUAACGACAUCUUCAGUAAUAGUCCCAAACCGAAUAUUCUCUCUGAUCUUAAUAGCAACGAGGACUUUUCUGAAGAUGCAGAAGAUAACGAGGAAGACCUUCCACCGCCACCACCAGCAUCUCCUUCUCGUAGGAGAUCUCGCCCUAAGCCUGCCCCGGCCGCUAUUCCUAGCCCCCCAAAACAUACCAGUGUAGUGACUUUAUACGUGUCAGGUAGACAUCCUGGUGAAUUCAGCACAGUCCUGUCAACAGUUGUGUCAGAUGACACACAGACAGUCAGGAAACGUGAAGCCAUAUAUUACGAUAACGUCCAAGUACUGCCAUCUUUACUGCCAACGAUUAGUGAACUUACCGGCUCUUAUUCAGAUAGUGGUAUAGUUUCUGAUACAGAUAAAUACUUUAACAAUGUUUCUGUGGAGAAUCAGGUUGAAACGCAAAGUCUUGAGAGUAUAGUAGGAGAAGUAAGCAAGCACAUAAGGUAUGACGCGUCACCAACGUAUGUCGUGACAUUAGCAAGCCCAUCUGCCACUAGAGACCUAAGGCAAAGUUCAAUUGAUGACGUCUCACGUGAUGACGUCAUGACCACGACUGGACUGCACCAGAAACUAGAAGAUCCCGAAGCUUUCAAUGCAAAUGGUAUAGUAUAUGACAAUACACCAUGGAGACCAGGAAGAGAGAUGGAAUUACCUGAAAAAGAGGCAGAAGAAGAUGAAAGGCGACUAAAGAAUCUAGCCACAAGGAUCAUGUCCAAUGGUGUGGAAGUGUUGGUGAAAGACAAAAAUGCUGAUGGAAAACCAGACCAGACCAAAUAUAUGGAAGUGAAGACAAUCCAACCUUCAGCUGUCACCAACAUGUUUAUGAGCAGUUAUCCAAAGAUCGACAAACGUAUCGAUAGCGAAGAAGAUGAAAGCAACAGUUUUGAUGUCAUUCAACCUUCUGAAGUUAGUAACCCUCCUUGCACAAGUUCCUGCUCAUGUAGCAACACGAAAACGGAAGGUUUGCAGACAAAGUACAGCAACAUAGACUACUCUGCAACAUCAAGCCGAUAUGGAAUGAAAACCACUAAUUACGGUGCCACAAAAUUAGAUUUAAGACCAACGAACAAAGAAGCUAUGGAUAAAAAAACCCAGUAUGGACCUUACGAAUACGAAAGUAACUCACACUUAGCUCCUACUGAUAAAGUUGUCGAAAAAUAUACCGAAGUAAUUAACGACUAUUCCGAUGAAAAAGACUCAAAUUCGGUUGAAGAAAGUGAGUUGCUAACUAACGAACAAGCUCCCACCCCACCAAAAACGAACAAAGUAAGCACUAAAGUUCCCGAAAAGAAUAAACCAGACAAAACGCAGAAACCGAAUAAAAAUAAGUUUGUUGUUGCCGAUCUAUUAAAACUAGGAACCCUAGGAAUAAAAGGUCUGACACAGUUAGCUCCUGUGAUUGAAAAGAUGACGGGAGGUUUUAUAAAACGACAAGAUACAGUCAAUAAAACUACUACUACAACUAUCAAGCCUGCUGUCAAAUUAACGGCAUACAAUGCAAAUAAAAGAGUAGACAGUGAAUUAGAAGCUAAACAAAGUAACUUUCCUAUUUACAUUCCAGUAGAUGAACUUGAAACUUCUGAAUCUCAACUGGUUUUCACUAAUGCUACAUUACAUCAGAAUUUGGCGUGGGCAGCGGAACACAAGCAACCUAAAGCUCAUAUCGUCCCACCUAAAAUAGUUCACGAAAGUCCACUUGUCAAUGGCGGAAUACCCAUUAGUCCUGGUGAAAUAAUAACGGCCAAUUCAGAUGUCAUUGUUGGAAAGCCAGCCGUGGGUGGACCUUUAACCUUGGCUGCAAGUGGAAUAAAAUUACAAAACUCGGUCAACCCGCCUCCUAUUGACAGCUUUAUAGCAGCUAAUGAGCAAUACUUUGUUAAUGAAAAGCCCCUUGGUGAUCAACCUCAGAGUGAUGAUUCUUAUGAUCUUAGGCCACCAGAACCACCAAAGCAGAAACCUAAGCCAAACAGACCUAUGCCAAGACCAAUACAAUCGUUUAAUGUUCAAAACAACGCUCCUAAUGACCAGUACCCGUAUCGCAUGCCUGCGAGCAUACAUGACCAUUUAAUGAAAACUGAGCAAAUUAAAAACACUGGAACUGUAUUGGGAAAUCAUGGCAGACCAGCAUUCUUAGAUUACAUUCCUUCAUUAGGUAAACCAACAAAUGCUCCAAAACAUCAACAUAAUAAUGACUAUAAGCCUGUUAAUGAGGCCAACUCAGAUAACGUACCUGAUAAUAGUCCCAGUUCGUCUGAAGUUGUGAACACACAAAUAAGAACUGAAGACGGUUAUAUGGUUUCAGGUAACACUGAAUCAAAUAAGCCCUUCUUAGUUGACAUUCAACCUUCAAGGGUUGCUAAUGUGUUGAUUCCACAUGGUAGUUCCACCGCUCUGGUAUUCGCUGGAUCUUCGGAACCUCAUAAAACUGGAGAUUACAUCGAUGAUCCGCUACCAUAUCCUGAACCAGGUUACUUCGGCAGCUUUAGCAUCGAUGCGCCUCAGAUGACUAACGUACAUAAUGUUGCACCUAAUAGUAAUAAACAAUAUGCUGGAAAACCUAACAUUCAUCCUCCUCCAGAAAACUACAAACCGAAUCUGCCUCCUUAUAAGGAUCAAUCACAUAGGAAUGACCUUAAAAUAAAAUGGAAAGAUAACAAGCGUCCAAUUGAUUUCAACAAACUUCCACCCCCCACAAGUAAUCAAGAAACUCAUGUCCAAGUUGGUCCUCAGAUAACAGUUUAUGACCCGAAUGUAUAUAACCCUUCGAAUGGUGACUUUGAUAAAUAUAACCAAGUCAAAAAUAAAGAAAAACAGAAAGAUGGAAAAGAUGUAAUCGACAAAGAGUACGAGAAUUUCUUGGCUGUACCUCCACCACCACCACAAAAGACACCGCAAAAGCAAUUUUACGGUCAAGACAUCUAUGAUAAGAGUAAGCCGUACAGUCAAAGACCUAUUGUUCAUACCAAACCAGUGCAAGAUAUGAAAGUGUUUCUGAAUAUCCAGCACCCCGUGCCUGAGCAGUUGCCGCCUAAAGUGACAUCUGAAAUAUAUUUCGCAGCCCAGAUGCCAAACAGCAAGCCUACUCCUACUUACACAAUUCGGAUUCCACCAGCAUCACCUGCUUAUAAUAACUUUGUUUCUUCUACGAACAACAUGCAGCCUCCUAAAGUAAAUAAUGUUGGUCCAACACAUAAUUCUUUCUCCGUCGUUACUUCUCCGAAUAUGGCCAAUAAUUCUUUCACACAACAAGUAAAUGAAAAUAAAGAUAAUACUUAUACAGUAACUUUGAAUACAGCUACUAACGUGGCUAGUAACAAUGAAGCCGGACAAGUAAUUGGAUCCAGUGUUGCCGUGCCAAUUGGAACGUCUACACAUGUAAACCAACUCAAUACAGAUAUACCUAUUGGUACAAACUUUGCUAUCCGAGUUGAGGAUAAUUCUACUCCCUUAGAAACAUAUAAUUUACAAGGAAAUAGUCAAUCUCCUGUAUUUAGUGAUAAUGGUCGUGUACCACAAGUUUCUGUUGGAGAUAAUAGAUGGAAUAAGAGUUCAACGGACAUAGCGGGAUCUACAAUAGUUGGUAACAACUAUUACAGUCAUAACUAUGGUGACAAAACACAGAAAACACAAAACUCCCAUAAAACUCAGAAUUAUGAUAGUCAAGGUGACACCACUGAAAACCAAAAUCAACACGUACAUAGUGAUUUCAAACCCAAUUAUAACAAUAAACAGAUAUAUGAUAACAACAAGAAUAAUUAUGCACAAUCGAACCAAAAUUAUGCCAACUUUAAUCCUGGUCAAGGAACAUUAAAUCAGAGCUAUGAAAAUAAAAAUCCUAACUUUGCAAUUGAACAGCAAAAUAACAAACAACAGAACUAUAACAAUGAAGAAAAGAAUAAACAAGACCUCGAUCAAAACUUUAAUCAAAAUAAACCACAGAAGUUUGAAAACCAACAUCAGAAUUAUGACAAUAAGCAGCAUACUAUAAGUUAUGAGAACAAAAAUCAGAACUAUGGUAUCUCAAAUCAGAAUCAACAAAAAGCAAAUAAGAAUUAUCAGAAUCCCCAACAGAACUAUGGAAAUAAUAAUGAGAAGUACGCAAACAAAAAUCAAAAUCAAGAAACUGUAAACCAAAACUUCCAAAAUAAUCAACCAAAAUAUGAAAACAAGAACCAGUAUAAUGAAAAUAUAAAUCAAAAUUACGCAAACAGAAAUAAAGACAACAUCAACCAGAAUCAUCAAAACAAACAACAAAACUAUGGUGACAAAGUCUCACGAAACCCUAUAAAUCCAUCGAUACCACCUUCUCUGAACAGUCAUGCCAAUUUUCCCAUGAUGAAUGACUACUCAACACCGUCAACUGAAACUGACAAUGUGAAACCAGUGACUGAAUACCCAGACAACAACAAAUCUGGAGACCUUAAGAGACCAGCAAAAUUGAUACCAAAUAUCCCCACUAACUCUCAUGGAUGGUAUUCUAGUGUUUUACAAGAAAACAACAUAAAUAAUAUCAAAGUAGAAGUCACUACCCGCAAGAUCAUACCAUUGAUUCAUGAUUAUAACGACAAAAAUAAUGCGCCUGAUUUUGGACAGAAAAUAACUAGUGUUGGAAAACCACCCACCGAGUUCUGGACACAGAAUGCACGUCCAGGUUCAGGAUUUAAUAUUGGGAAACCAUUCACAAAACCUCAAUCAACAGAAAAACCAUUCUCUACUAACCCACCGUUUACUACUAAGCCUUUUAAUAUUAACUUCAUUCCUUCCAAUUUCGGAGGUAUGGGACAACCAGCUUAUGAUAUUCCAAUUCGUGAUAAUAGCGAUGAAACUACCACGUCUAAACCUAAAUUAACAACGGAAAAAGCUAAACCAGUGUAUGAGAAUUCUGAAGAAAUAUACGACGGUGAAGAAGAACCAGAAAACCCUGGUGAAAUGGAUGGAGAAGUCAGUUCAGAAUCCAUGAAAAUUCCUGUAGUCAGUUCUUCGAGUGAAGUUGAUAGUAAUUCGAAAACAUCAACAGAAUUGACUCUUCUACAAGAUGAAGUAUUUGAACCUCCAAAGAACGUCCAGAAAGAGGAAAGCAAUAAAGUCUUAGUAAACUUUAAUCCUGGUACACAAACGGAGAAGCCAUUUAGUUCUUAUAACCAAACUAGCUUCCAAUCAAACACCAUCAAACCAAUUUAUGAGCAGAAUUCAUACAAUAAACCAAGACCGUUUACCAUUAACACUGCUGUUCUUGAUCAUCAAUUACAGCAACCGCACUGGCAAAUCAAUCAUAUGAUGGAAAAUGCCACUAACGUUUCAUAUGAAGAUAAUUUAGAUUUAAAUAUGGGAGAAGAAAUGAGUAAACCAGCUACUUUCAAACCUACUCCAUUUUCAAAGCCUGCGUAUGUGACAGUACCAGAUGUUAAUUAUAAAAGGCCACCGAGACCAGUAUUUGCUAACAGAUUCAAUAACACACAUGUGCAUAACGAAUCAAUAAUAACGUCAACUGUUCAUAUUCAAGACAAAAAACCCUUGAUUGUUGAAAAAGCGACAGAGAAAACCACUCUGCCAACGUUUACUUUAUCGAACUUAGAGCUGAAUCGUUCUUCAAGCGAGAUCAUUGACUUAUCUCCACCACCACCAACUAUGGAUUAUAACUUCAAGCCUUCCACAAAUGAUGAGAUGAUAAUGGGAAUGAGUCCUCCUCCGCCAAGAACUCCUCCCGGUAUCAGAUUACCAACGAGAGUACCUUUAACGCCUCGUCCCAUUCCGAUUAGAACCCCGCCACCAUACAGGACGAAACCACCAAGGCCUAUGCCACCAAGAGUAACUACUCAAAGACCUGUCAGAAAACCAGUAAAUAGAGAUGAAGUGUCCACUUAUAGACCCGCUUACGAUAUCUUGAAUAAUAUAAGACGACCUACUUACAACCGUGAUCAACCUUCAUCGCAGUUGCUUCCACCUCCAAGAGAUAUUCCAUCAAGAGUCGUCACUCCUAUUGAAUCGCCACAACCUACUGUCAAUAUUCCAGAAGUACCUAAUGUAGUCUUCCCAACACCAAUAUCUUCAGGCUGGUUGACAUCAUCCGGAAUUGAUUUCUCAUCGAGCUUUAAUUUCAAUCCUACAUCAAUACAAUUCCCGGAAACACCAGAACCGUCAAGAGCACCUGAUUCCUCGGAAAUAUCUUCUUCAGAAAAUUCGUACUCUUACGAAACUGAAACUUCAUCGGAACGUCAAGAUGAAACUAGCUAUGAGAAACCAGUUACUGAAGAUGAAGUGGUUUCAUUUAAAGAAUCUAGCACAGAAUCAACUUCAACUACAACCACUACUACUAAAGUAACACCGGUAACUGAAAACAAUGAUUCCUCGCCUGAAACAAGCCAAGAAGAAGUAACUACAGACAAAAUGAAAGUCAUUCCUCUUGGCAACAAGAAUAGAACUCGUAAACCAUACCCAGUAAGAAUUGACGAAAAGAAAACUACUACUAACAAAUACAAGUUGCCUCCAAAGCCUACACCGAUUAUCAUAAAACCAACUAGAACGUUAACUCGCCCUGAAAUAUUGUACCCCACAAGACAUACCUCGAUAAGAAAGAUAGUACGACCUAUUACGCGAAUUCCUCCAAUUAUUCCGUCAAGUAUAAUUGAAAGUUCUGAAUCAUCAAUAGAUGAAGAUAUCAUUAGACCGACAGAAGUGAUGAAAGAAAGUACUCAUAUCGUACCUACGAUAUCAGAAUUAGAAGUCACAAGCUUGGUGCAACAAGAAUCAUCCAGCAUUCCAGUUAGUAUCCCAUCUAGUAUACCAACUCCGAGCAUAGAUGAGGUAAUAACUAUCAAACCUACUCACCAUGCUGGCAAUGAAGUUAAAAUAUCAGACGAAGUUAUACCAACUAAGACUGAGUUCAGAACCACUGUAGUAACUCUUACUAAGACAUUGUCAGAACCGCCUCGAACAGUAUCAAGUAUUGGUUACGUGAACUUAACUCAUACAUUGACAGUCACACAUACUAAGACUAGCUUAGUCAGCCAAUCAGAGGGAGCUGUGACACAGACAUUGAUAUUAACAAAUACACAAACAUCUACGGUUGUGGAUGUGGUGACAGAAGUACAUACACAAGUACAGCCAACGACAAUAAUAGAGACUGUCACUAAACACAUACCAAUACCACAAGUACAGCCAACACCAGUUCAAGAAAUUAUAUCAAAGACCAAAGUAUCUCUUGACGAUAUAACUAUGUCAUCUGAAGAAAACGACAAUCUCAUCAUAAGAGAUACUGAUACAACUGACAAUAUCAUUCAGAAGAUUGAAAAUGAGAAUGAACCUGAGAAUGACAAUGAUACUUUCUUCGUGGUGAUGAAUAAAUCUCAGAACGGUGGACAAGCUCCGCCUGUUAAUACUGAUAUAGAAACUGGCGACUAUGAUGUUACGAGAAAUGAACAAGUGAAUAACAAUGGAGUUUCGCAAGUUCUGUUUGGAGAGAUAUUGUUAGCAGGCACUCCGUAUUUGGAGACCACGAAUGUUAAUCCAAAUGGUGUAGCAUACGGAAAGGAAUGCCAGCCAGAUUGCAAAGCUUCCAGAAACGAGCGUUGCCAGAGGAUAGAUGGAAUCAUGAAAUGUGUUUGCAGACCUGGCUUUGCUCGCAUGUUCCCUGACAGACCUUGUAAACCAACCUACACUUACUCAGUUAAGCUAGCUCUGGGCUCUAAAGGCAACGAGCGUCUGGAAUUCCACCAGAAUCUAUCAGAUAACGCUACGAAGGAGUACCAGGAGUUAGCGGUGGCUACCCAUGAGGGUAUCAACAGGAUGAUCAUGCAGUCAGACCUGAGGGAUGUGUACCAUGGAGUACAUAUCACUGGUUUCCAUCCAGUGGAACUGAAGAGUACUGGAGGAGAUUUGUAUCAGGGUGUCAUGAAUGAUUUCUAUGUGCAGCUCUCAGACAAUGCUCACGAGAGCCGGCUCAAGGAAGUCAUUGAGAAGUACCUGAGGAACAACAACUACAGCCUGGGAGGAACGGAGGUGCACGCAGCCAGUGAGCUCAUGGAUAGGUUGGAUGUCAGCGAUUUCGACGAGUGCGUGAGCGGUCAGUUCCACGAUUGUUCCGAGCAUGCGCAGUGCUUCAAUCUCCGCGGCACCUAUACUUGCAGCUGUCUCGAAGGCUUCGCUGACCUCAGUGUCAACGCUUUGUAUCCUGGCAGGAUUUGUUCUGCUGAACCUGUUGGUUGUGAGAGAUGCAACUACCACGGCGCGUGUUACUCGCGAGACGACAGGCGAGUGUUAUGUGAAUGCUUCCAAUGGUAUGCCGGCAGCUCCUGCCAGAUCAAUCUCAAAGUGGUGCUAAUAUCGCUGGUGGUAUGCGGCGCGCUGCUGACAGUCGUGCUGGCAGUAUGCGCCGUGCUGGCGUGCUCGCGGCGCGCGCGCCGGGAGCGCCCGCAGCACUCCAUCGUCGCCUGCAUACAGAGCAUGCCUAGCUUGCACCAGGGUGCUAUGCCAAAACAGAGAGCUGACAGGAGAGCACUGAUCAGCGAACGAGGGGAGUCGGGUGACAACAGUAGUAUACAGAAUGCGUCGCUGCCUUAUAUACCUGCUAAGAGGCCAUCAACAAGCAAGAAGAACGUGAUGUCAGACCCCCCCGCGCAUGACCCUCCCCCGCCCCCCGCGCCUGCCGUCAUGAUACCCAGGGCGAGGCUGCAUCCGCAUCAUGGAGACAGUCGUGAAAACAUUGCCCGGAAGAGAAGUUUGGAAUUGAGUAAUGAAGCUAAACUCAUCAGCUACCUGGAAUCUGGAGCAACAAACACCAAUGAUGAGAUGAGGAGGAACCAUAGUUUGGAAUCUUCGUACAGCGCUAAUAAAGAUAGACAUAACAAACAAGGAGCGCUAGUAUCAGCGGGUUUCAAGGUAUCGACUACUAUCAGGCCUGAUGAGGCUGCCAUGAAAGAAGACAGGGACGACAUGUCCUCAGUCACUAAGGGAGAUCUGGAGGCAGAACUAGCGAGAUUCGAUACGCUUAGGAAGUCUUACAGCCAAGAAGAGUUAUCAGAAUGGACUGAUGCUGAAAGAAGACUGGGUGAAUUGACUUUAUCAGAGGCUAGAUCAGUAGGUGGAACUUUACCAGCUAGCACGGGUAGGGCGGCUUCUUCCACGCGUCUUACACAUCAGGAGCACACGAUGGCUGAGCGCGACCUGGGCUCCACGUUCCUGCUGCCGCACGUGCACCUGUACAAACCUGACCUAACUAGUGACGUGUCAGAAUUCGACUCCCUGUGAACAUCUGGAUCCAGUCAUAUUAUUUAAACGAGAAUUACUUUCUGCUAAUCGCAUUAAAUAGUCUACCUGCUGUUACUAAGUACACCCUUUUCAUGAGCAACGAUUUUCGACCAUAAUACUAUUAAAAAUAAUGCUCAUUUUUGUUGAUCGAAGAUUUAGUAUACUUUUCGUAUUAUUUUUUCAAUUGAUGAAAUAAAAGAAUUUGCUAAAUAGAUCGUUAUAAGGAGGGCGAAUAUCCAUGAGGCAUAUAUUUUUUACCACCAAAGUAAAGACUUAUCUAAUUUAUUUUAACUUAUUUAUUCUAUUUAAAUAAUUGUUGAAUUGCUUAUAUUUCAAUUUCUAGAAUUGUUAUUUCACCUGUAUCCAACGAAACUAAAUGAAAUUAUUUAAAAAAUGCCAUAGUAAAUAUAAGCAUUUUUAGUUUGUAAGGAGUGAAAAUAAUUUGAAUGAGAAAUCAAGAAAUCAAGUAAUAAUCGUAGAGUUAAAUAUGUAGGAAAAACCGAUUUCUUAUUUGAAGAAUUUUCACUUGUUGGAACAAAAUUGUGCAACUGAAAGUGCCAAUUUGUCAUUUUGUCUUUGUAGAAAAUAACGCCAUGCUUUUUUAACAGAUUUUAUCAAUGGUAGGUAGUUUGUGCAUCAUUAAACCACGAUGUUACAUUGAAAAAGAGUAGCCUGAUAUUCUGAUACGCGUGUAAGAUGCAUUACUACCAAGUUUCAUCAAAAUCUAACAGCUAACUAAGCGUAAAAGCGCAUAGUUAACUAAGCGUAAAAGAGGAACAAACAUCCAUAUAUCCAAACUUUCGUGUGUGAGCAAAGAAAGCAUGGCAAUUAUUAAAAAAAGAUUAUUUGUAUAAACUAAUGUGGAUACUCAUAUCACACUGUAGUUAAUGGUUU
This is a messenger RNA of Helicoverpa armigera (cotton bollworm), 17075 nucleotides long. RefSeq lists its product as uncharacterized. The transcript is spliced from 21 exons. The record is from RefSeq and is a predicted model, not a curated record. Gene Ontology annotation, molecular function: calcium ion binding. Lineage: Eukaryota; Metazoa; Arthropoda; Insecta; Lepidoptera; Noctuidae. The coding region runs from base 198 to 16181 and encodes 5327 amino acids.